Neltuma alba is the source of this 1021-nucleotide messenger RNA. RefSeq names its product mediator of RNA polymerase II transcription subunit 30. Lineage: Eukaryota; Viridiplantae; Streptophyta; Magnoliopsida; Fabales; Fabaceae. Gene Ontology annotation, cellular component: mediator complex. Bases 166 to 738 code for a protein of 190 amino acids. The transcript has 3 exons. The record is from RefSeq and is a predicted model, not a curated record.
UUAUUUAUGACUACUAGGGUUUCAGUAUUUUUCCCUCUCCAAUCUCCAGAUUAAGUCCCUGUCUACAAUAAUCGCACCUGUCUCGUGUUUUUCUCGAGGAUCAGACAGAAAUUUGAUCUGAAUUCCAACAAUCCUACUCAAUUAGCGGUUGCUAGCUGGGAGGAUAUGGAAGAACAGUCCGUAAAUGGUAUGAUGUCCAACCCCAAAACGACGCAAGAGCUGGCAAUGGAGGGCCAGAAGUAUCUGGAAGAAACCAUAGAGUACGCUUUCCAGAUCCUUUCUUCCAUGAAUGACGAGCUCUGCAACCCUUCCUUGUGGUCCACCUCUCCCAUGUCUGCUGCGUCCGCUAAUUUGGUUCCUAACGGUCCUUCCUCCCACUCUUCAAAUGGCGCCAUUAGUAGUGAUGCCACUUCUGAUAACUCCAUCCAACACGCGGAGAGUAGUGUUGGUGCCGGUACUGGAGGAGCUCUCGAAGAAGCUCGGUUUCGCUAUAAGAAUUCUGUCGCUGCGCUUCGAUCCAUUCUCACCGCAAUUCCCAACUCUCAGAAGGCAAAAACAUUUGACAGUGCUUCAGCUGCUAGCCCGGCGGAUGAAACUAACAUAGAGAAGUUGGAAGAACGAGCCUCGCGGUUAAGAAAGGAGCUUGCCAACAAGAACAUGCACCUGAAGUCUCUCAUAGAUCAAAUGCGGGAUCUUAUCAGUGAUAUAUCCGCAUGGCAAAGCCCUUAUUCUAUCUGAAGUUAAAGAUGAAAACUUAGAUUAUAUCUGCGGGAUAGUGCUUCCUGGUAAUAGAAGCCUUAAUUUGAAAUGCUGUAUAUGGCAGCCAUGCUUCUCUCAAUAGGCUAAAGCUUACCUCUUCGAAACUGUAGUUUGAAAAGCGAGAGUGUGGAAUGAUUUGUAAAUAUUCGUCCUAGGGGCAUCGCCUUGUAGGAUUGUAUCUUUACUAACCAUAUUAUGUAAUCCAUCAUUUGAUCGCUGUUAAACAGGGAAGUAGUAAUGACACGUGCCUUUUUGCCUAGUA